Dendrobium catenatum is the source of this 2388-nucleotide messenger RNA. Its product is annotated as ankyrin repeat domain-containing protein 13C-B. Gene Ontology annotation, molecular function: protein binding. The transcript is spliced from 2 exons. The coding region runs from base 289 to 2208 and encodes 639 amino acids. NCBI's taxonomy places the organism in Eukaryota, Viridiplantae, Streptophyta, Magnoliopsida, Asparagales, Orchidaceae. Gene Ontology annotation, cellular component: cytoplasm. The record is from RefSeq and is a predicted model, not a curated record.
AAAUAAAUAUUGUGAACCUUUUCCCUCGCUCCUUCCGCCUUCCAUGGCCGUUUAACCAAUCUUUCAACUGCGAUUUUAAUUCGUUUGAUGCCCCAGAUCCCAAAAUGUUGAUAGAAACCCGGUAAAACUCUGCAAAUCCCAUGGAUUCUGAUUCGCUUCUCCUUAUAUUGCCUUCACUCGUAGCUGUACGCAUGAACGUGUCCUCAGAGAGGAACAGGGAACGAACUCGUUGAGAAAAUUCUCGAAUGUCAAGAAUCGGAUGAAUCAAAAUUUUCCAAAAAUUUCGUAAUGCGUUCGUUCAAUUCCCCUAUCACUGCAAUCGACGCUGCAAAGUAUUUUCACAGCCCCGUGCACAAAGCCGUGCUCACUCGCGAUCAUGCUGCCCUAAAGCAAAUCCUUGCCGCUAUUCCCCGCAUCUCCCCGCCUUCUCAAAGCCUAACCGAGGCCGAAUCCAUCGCCGAGGAAGACAAGGCCAACGCCAUUUCAGCUGUCAUUGAUCGCCGCGAUGUCUACGAGCGUGAAACCCCUCUCCACCUCGCCAUCAAACUCGGCGAUGCCACCGCCGUUGAGAUGCUCAUGGCCGCCGGAGCGGAUUCUAGCCUCCAAAACAUGCAGGGAUGGAGCCCUCUUCAAGAAGCCAUCUGUGCUCGAGAGGAACAAAUCGCAAAAAUCAUUGUUCAGCAUUACCAGGCCUUAGCCUGGGUCAAGUGGUGUCGCCGAAUGCCACGCAUUGUGGCUGCCAUGAAUCGGAUGAGAGAUUUCUAUAUGGAGAUCAAUUUCCAUUUCGAGAGCUCCGUGAUCCCUUUCAUAUCAAGAAUUGCUCCAUCUGAUACCUACAAGAUAUGGAAGCGGGGAUCGAAUCUGAGAGCAGAUAUGACGCUUUCCGGCUUCGAUGGUUUGAAGAUUAAGCGAGCCGAGCAGAGCGUUUUGUUUUUGGGAGCAGGUUCGGUUGAUGGGAAGGUAAAGCCUGCUAGGUUGUACUUAAUCUCGCAUAAGGAUAAGGAGGUUCUCGAUGCUUUGGAUGGAGCAGGGGACUUGGUUUCUGAUGCUGACUUGCAACAGGAGGUUGCAGCUCUGUUUAGAACCAAUGUUCUUCGACCAGGGCUUGAUGUUACCCGUACGGUGCUAGUUCCACAGAUGAAUUGGAGAAAGCAGCAAAGGUUGGAGAUGGUUGGGCCAUGGAAAGCUAAGGUCUACAACAUGCAUCAUGUAGUUGUUAGUAUAAGGUCACGGCGGGUUCCUGGUGCCAUGACUGAUGACGAGCUAUUCGCUGUUAAGAAUGAUGGAGAGGAUGUUGGGUUUGGUGAUGAGCUUACUGAGGGAGAGAGGAACAAAUUGGAGGCAGCUUUAAAGAUGGAAACUUCAGAUUCUGGUUAUUUCACUCAACAAAAUGAUCAGGGCCCGGUUGUUGAUAUGACUCCUACUCGUAAUGGGGGAUGUAGUGAUGUAAAUAAAGAGCGGAAUGGAUGGUUUGGAAAUUGGAAUAAUGGUAAAGCUCCCAAGCAUGGCUUGGAGAAGAAGGAUUUAGCUUCAAGGCAAUCUCUUUGUGGUGAAGAGAAGGUAAAUGAUCUCCCGGAGGGUUCAUCAAAGAUGCCAUAUAAGCAAGAAAAAAAUUCUAUUGAUAGGAGUAGAGAUGAGUCCAAAAAAAUUGCUGCAAGUUUGGAGAAUGGUCAUCAACUCAAGGAGAGUGUAAGAGAGAAUGAAUAUAGCAAGGGUUUAAAACCAGUUCUAUGGCUUUCUCCUAAUUUUCCAUUGCAAACAGAGGAGCUUCUCCCUUUGCUGGAUGUUCUUGCAAACAAGGUUAAGGCUGUACGUCGUUUGAGGGAACUGCUUACCACUAAGCUUCCAAGUGGCACGUUUCCUGUGAAGGUUGCUAUUCCAGUGAUCCCAACAGUUAGGGUGGUGAUCAGUUUCACAAAGUUUGAAGAACUACAAUCGACAACUUCUGAAGUAUUCCGCACACCACUUUCAACCCCUAAGAGGGAAUCCCCUGUAAUAAAUUCUGCUAAUUGGGCUCAAUGGUUAAUUUCUUCCUACUCUACUGAUAACUUCCAACCUAAAGCAUCACCAGAACAUAGCAACUCUUCCAUGGAUUUGCAGGAUCCCUUCAUUAUUCCUCCUAAUUAUGAGUGGACAACCUCUGAAGCAAAGAAGAAGAAGAAGAAGAACCAAGAGGCUAAUGGGAAACCAAAGAAGCGGCAGGGUUAGUACAUAUGUUGACUUCUCAACAAUUGUUACUUUCAUGAUUUGUUAAUACAACUGAGAUUACAGAAUUAUUAAGUGAAAUACAUAAGUAUUUGGAAGGUGAAUGAAGUCUGCAUAGUAAAAAUCUUGCUUGCGAGUUAUGUAAUUUGUGAUUUUUUUUAUAAUAUGAAAAUUGCAAUAGCA